Messenger RNA from Scophthalmus maximus (turbot), 2940 nucleotides. RefSeq names its product zinc finger, DBF-type containing 2 (gene zdbf2). Gene Ontology annotation, molecular function: zinc ion binding; nucleic acid binding. NCBI's taxonomy places the organism in Eukaryota, Metazoa, Chordata, Actinopteri, Pleuronectiformes, Scophthalmidae. The record is from RefSeq and is a predicted model, not a curated record. The coding region runs from base 451 to 2403 and encodes 650 amino acids. The transcript has 8 exons.
ACUGAUGUUAGCCUCGCGAGUAUCAGCCAAUCAGAGCGCAGGGGGAGCGGAGCUGUGAUUGGUCAGAGCGGUGGGACAAUUAUUGAUCCAGUUUUUAUUUUAACAUUUAAAGUUGAAUGUGUCACGAGACAGACAGGGAGGGUGAGACAGUUACACCGAGGAAAGAUGAGACAGACAGGGAGGGUGAGACAGCCUCAUGGACUCUCCACCAGAAUCUCUCACCUGGUUGCCAUUGGUUACAGCAUGGAGCACUCUGAUUGGACGAACACUUCCCUGACUGCACUGCUUCCAGGUGAGAUUUUGCUUUAAAUAAAUUUGAGAUAUUUGAUUAUUGAAUUCAAAUAUUGAUGUGUGUGUCAGGUGUCCAGUCAGCAACAGGAUGUCUCACUCCUCUGACGGAGGUAAGAAAUGUAAACACUACACUUUCAUUGAUUUGAUAUUUGGUUUACUAUGUUAAUUAUGCUGUGUGUGUGUGUCUCAGGUGACCAGAGCCUGGCGGGGUCAUCCAGCAGGAUGUGGGCGGAGCCUCAGCCCAGCAGACAGGGUUACUGUGGAUACUGCAGAGUCCUGUACUCAGACCUGGACCAGCACCUGUCGAGCCUCAGACACCUGGACUCAGUCAGGACGUCCAGAGGCUCAGGCGUCGCCGAUGAGAGUCGCCGCUCCAACCUGACGCUGCUGGAGCGCUUCCUGCAGGAUGUCCUGCAGCACCACCCGAACCGCUACAGUGACCCCAGGCCAUCCCACGCUGAUCUCCCGUCAGUCUCUUCCCCUCCGCUGCCAAGGCCGGAGCUCGAUGAACUACGUUUCUUUGACGACGACAGUCCGUUGCUAGGGAACAGAGAACAACUGCCCAGCUCUGACGACACCAUGCGCAGCCGAUCAGGAGCCAUUCAGGACAGGCAGGAGGACAUAGGGACCGCCCCCACAGGGCACACACACUCACCACACUACCAAGCCCCGCCCUCUGUUCACAGGAAAGCCCACAGGAAGACAAACAGGAGGAAAACCAGCGAGACGUCCUGCUCCUCUCCCCGCCCCCCCACAGAUUCUCUGGACGGGACCAUCGAGGAGGUGAUCCAGAAGUGCUGUCAUGGUGUCACUUCCACUUCCUGCCAGCAGGAGGAGACGGACAGCUUCCACUUCAGCCUGCCGGUCUCCAUGGAAUCACAGAGCGACGACUGGGACGGUCCCGUGGAGGAGCGGCUACGGUCGUCACUCACACCUGUCCAUCAGGGAGGGGGGAGGGACCUGAGCCGUCUGAUGGACGGUCAGGUGGAGCUGGAGAGCCAGGUGUACUCGCACCAGCUCGACGCCGCCCUCGCAGGGGGCGGGGCCAGGUAUAUCCCAGAAUCCUUCAGGGGGAAGACCUGGGCCCAGAUCGAGCAGGAGGACGAGGAGAAGGUGGAGAAACUGGUCGGACAGUUCAGACGAGGAAGAUUCAUCUGCUACUUUGACAGCGAGUCUCUGGCGAGGUACGGGAGGAGGGGCCACAUCACUAAGGGGCGUGUUGAGAGCCAGGAGGCAGGUCCAGACUCUGACGAUUAUGAGUCUGCGUAUAGGAGGAGGAGGAGGAAGGGGCGGGGCUUCAGGUUGGCAUCCAGGUGUCAGGUGGUUAAAGUCAGUCACAGCACUCAGACCGUCCGAUUGGUCGUCCCAGAGGUCCGUCAGCCACCUCAAGAGACCCCGGCCACCAGCAUCCCUGCAGCCAAUCAGGAUGUAGCAGAGAGGACACCUGAGGUGCAGAUGUGGCGCUGCCUCCCUCCGUCGUACUCCCACAUCAUUACGCCAGUGCAGCCUCGCACCUCUCUGGUCUACCUGCUGUGUUCCCCCUCAGGCUCCGCCCCCAGCUGCACACCUUCACCCAGCUCCGCCCCCAAACGUUGCAGAAAGAAAAGGCGUCCGCUGGACCUGCAGGGGGUAAAGGUCAAAUACAAACGACUUCCUGUCAGGUUCUACGACACCAGCACCAACCGCAUCCUGAAGAACCCCCCGAAAGGCUUCCUGCGGCGCCAAGGCCCCGCCCCCUCAGGCCCCGCUCCACCCUGCGUCCGUCAGCUGUUUCGAAGUCUGAGUCCAGACCUGAACACAGACAAACCUCAGGGGGAUGGGGGGGGCAAAAAUCACACCAGCAACUUCCUUCUGAGCACUCUCAGUAGGGACGCAGCUGAUAAACAGGAAACAGUCCAGAGGCGUGGUAGGACGUCUAAAGCCCCGCCCCCUCAACGGAGGAAGGAGGGGACACACCCCCCAACCUCCAAGAGGAGAACCAGGGCUCAGGCCACGCCACCGCAACCCAGAAGGGAAGGCUUGCGGCGGACAGUCCCCGCCCCCCGGACUCCCUCCCCUCCUCGACGGGGAAGAACACGGAGGGGGCGGAGCUGCGAGAGGGGACGAAGAUAGCAGGACACCUGAACAAGAAGGGGAUCGGGACGUGUUCUCGAAUCAGGAUUCUAUAAGAAGUGUUCUAGAAUCGGGACACGUGUUCUAAAUCGGACACGUGUUCUGGGAUCAGGAUACUUGUUCUAGAAUAAGGACACAUGUUCUAGAUCGGACACGUAUUUUAGGAUCACGACACGUGUUCUAGAACCAUUUCACAUGUUCUAGAAGCAGGAUAUCUGGGUUAUGGUUGUAAAAUCUGUAACUCAGUUUCAGCAUUGAUUCAUGAAUGAGUCAGUUUACAGUGAAAUCAUUAAUAAUCUGAAAAGUAUUUUUAUAUUUGUGUCUUCUUUUUUUAACAAAAUAAAUCUGUAUUGUGAUUUUAAGAUUUAAAUAUUUUGUCAAAUGUUUUGAACAUAAUAAUAAUAAUAAUCAUGUCUUGAUUUAAUAUAAAUGAUUCACAGGUGCAACAGUAAACUGAAGGUCAUGACUCAGGUGUGGUUCCACAUGUUCCACCAUUAUUUAAAAGUCUGUUGAAUAAAGUUUUUCUAUCUGAGCGUC